AUGGGCAAUACGACGAAUAGUUUUUCUUCAUGCGUGGGUCAAUCAUCGAGAAAAGCUUGUCGAGACAGGCCGUAUGUUUCACGUCCAUUUUGGUCAUAUGAAUACGAGUAUUGCCUGAAUGUACCAAAUCGUUCUCAUAUUCGCGAAUUACAUUCUAUUCGUCUAUCUCCCAGGAUUCUUCGUGAUGCUUCGAAGAAUUCGUCGAUAAAAAUUGUUAGAACAGUUCCACGAGUUGUUAUUUUGGUGUGUCUUUCUUUACGCCAGUAUCGUCGAGUUAAAAAACGCGAUACAGCUCGUGAUCGAGUACAAACGCACACAUCAAAGACAACGAUAUCGUCAAAAGAACUUGAUCCACUUGAUCAUUCACUUUACUGGUACCCAGUAGCGUUUUCACGAGAAGUUCCUUGUGGGUCAAAUCGACCUUUUGGUUUUUAUCUACUUAACGAACCUCUAUGCUUGUAUCGUCGAAAUGAUGGAGAGCUCAUUUGCGUACUUGAUCUAUGCCCGCAUCGAUCGGCACGUCUAAGCUUAGGUCAAAUAACGAAAGAUGGCAAUCUCGAAUGUUUCUACCAUGGAUGGCAGUUUGGUGCUCAUGGUCAAUGUGUACAUAUUCCAUCGGUAUCGAAAAACUCGAAAACGCCUUCGUUAAUCUGUGCUCGUACUGUACCUGUUCAUGAACAAUACGGAUACAUAUGGAUCUGGCCUGGUAAAUAUGAACUAGCCGAUAGUCGAUUUAUUCCUCAUCAAUUAUUUGCUGAUCUACAAGCUGAGAAUAGUACAUUCCUAUUGGCACCAGAAAAUACAUUUGAUCUCGAUAUACCCUAUGAUUUAAUGGUUGACAACCUCUUGGACUUAGCACAUAUUGAUUUUACACACGAUGGUACUAUUGGUAAACGUUCUCAAGCGAGCUGGAUUCGAUCUGAACGUAUUACGCCAUCGCCUUAUUAUUCAACCAACACGGAAUCGUGUUCGUUUAAACUUCAACGCCACGAACGACCAUUCCCAUCCACGGAGUUCUCCUAUUUUCAUUUCGUACCGCCGUGUUUUGUUCGCUUGGAACACAACACGCCUGAUAAGGGUAGAAUCCUUGCACAAAUCUUUCUGAUAAUACCAAGUGCAGAGAAGAAGAUGCGUCUUCUAUCACAAUUUUAUCGUAAUUUCUUCUGCUACAAAUGGAUAGAAUACAUACCUGGUUAUGAUUAUCUGAUCGAUAGAAUGGUGACGAAAAUUGUCGAUCAGGAUAUACGUUUACUUAAUGAUGUUGAUCGAAACAUUAGAGAAAUGGGAGCAAAACCUUUGGGUACGACCGUAUCAGCAGAUGCACCUAUCAAAGCAUUUCGUCGAUAUCAUACACGUGCGUUGAUGAAAUAUGAAACAAUAUAUGUGAAGAAAGGUGCAUGGGCGACAAUAAAGACAACUUUGAAUGAAUCAGAUGAAGUUGAUAUUGAAGAUUUAAAGCUAGACUGA
Messenger RNA from Adineta ricciae, 1467 nucleotides. NCBI's taxonomy places the organism in Eukaryota, Metazoa, Rotifera, Eurotatoria, Adinetida, Adinetidae. The record is from the annotation of a GenBank genome assembly.